GCCAAUCCGACUGUGACUAUGACCUAUAUCACAGUAUUCGGCCCUUCCCUUGCUGAUUGCUUAAAAGAAGCAAGCACUCCUGUCAGACUUGCCGCAGAGAGGUGUGCAUUGCAUGCCUUCCAAUUAUCAAAAGGGACAGACAAUAUUCAAACUUCACAGAAAUUCAUAACAGGCUUGGAUGCUAGACGCAUUUCGAAGUUCCCUGAACAUAGUGAUGACAGUGAAGACAGCGACAAUGACUUGUUAAUUGGCUGAUUUAUGUUUUAUUUUAUUAGAAAUUGUUUCACCUUUCAUAGGCCUUGCCCUGGUGAAAGUUUUACAGAAGUAAUUAACAGCCAGAAGUUUCCCAGCACAUUAUUUAUACUUGAAUUAGAACCCAUUAAAAUGAUAGAUCCCUGUUUUUCUCGAUGUAAUUGUUCAUGUAGAAAUUUUGAACACCGAGUGAUAAAAGGGGCGGAAAUUAGUUUGUCAUAGAAGAGAAUUAAUGAUACCGCAAAGGCCUUCUGUUAUGCUCUACUCAUCAUGGAUGCGAUAGCCAAGUGUUGUGAUAUACUUUGCUGGUGCAAUACAAUUUUUUGACCUGAUGAAAGUAUAUUACUGUGGUAUAUACUUGCAAUUUUAAGCUGUUUAAUAAUUAUUAAUUGGCUAAUGCGAAUUACAUGGCAUUUGUUGUGGAAUAUGGAUGGAUUCCAGCAGGUAUUGAGAAUCAUCUGUUAAAAUUUA
Daucus carota subsp. sativus is the source of this 723-nucleotide messenger RNA. Its product is annotated as protein ILITYHIA-like. NCBI's taxonomy places the organism in Eukaryota, Viridiplantae, Streptophyta, Magnoliopsida, Apiales, Apiaceae. The coding region runs from base 19 to 255 and encodes 78 amino acids. The record is from RefSeq and is a predicted model, not a curated record. The transcript has 3 exons.